This is a messenger RNA of Momordica charantia (bitter melon), 2686 nucleotides long. The record is from RefSeq and is a predicted model, not a curated record. NCBI's taxonomy places the organism in Eukaryota, Viridiplantae, Streptophyta, Magnoliopsida, Cucurbitales, Cucurbitaceae.
ACGUUUCACAGAUUUCGUUUAACUAUUGGGCCUUGUUCUUGAGGGCGAAUGGUGAUCUCGUUCCGAUCAUUUGUUUCCUUUCCCGACGAAAUAAUCAGGUGCUGUGAAUUGGGCGAAAUGGAUCUGUAGAUGUAGCAUUCGGCUGCAUCUUUCUGUCUUUGGUGUCUUUCGGUCUCGGAGCUUAGUUUCUUUGAGAACAAUGGCGAGGAUUGAGACUUUUUAUAUCUAUUAAUGAUUAUUCGGGGACAAAGACUCUGGUUUCUUUCAACCAGCAUCCGGUUUUGAGCUGGGCGCCUUCUUGGGAGGGAAUUCAUUCUCUUCCUUAUCCAUCUCAGACGUUGGCUGCAAACACGUCCUCCUUUUUGUUCAUUAUUUAAUGUCACGGAAGUUGGACAGUCCAGUUCAAACACAAAUGGCAGUUGCAGCACUCAAGAGCCCACUCAGCAGGGAUUACCGCACGAAAAAUGGAAUCGAAGAAAAACAGCCCGUUGGAAGGAGACAAGUUUUUGUGCAAACUGACACGGGAUGUGUUCUGGGAAUGGAACUGGAUCGCAAUGACAAUGCUCAUACGGUGAAAAGGAGGUUGCAGCUUGCCCUCAAUAUUCCUACAGAGGAGAGCUCGCUGACAUUUGGGGAUGUGAUACUAAAGAAUGAUCUUAGUGCCAUACGAAAUGAUUCUCCUCUCCUUCUCACAAGAAAUCUUUUGCACAGAAGUUCAUCUACUCCAUGCCUCUCACCCACUGGGAAGGAUCUCCGACUCAGAGACCAGAGUGGUCCUAUUGAGAUAUUAGGGCAUUCAGAUCGUUUUGCUGGCACAAGACGGUUGGUCAAAGAGAUUGUGAAAGCAAUUAAGCUGGGUAUUGAUCCAAUUCCUGUUCACAGUGGCCUUGGUGGCGCUUAUUACUUUAGGAAUGGUAAAGGUGAAAGUGUCGCAAUUGUGAAGCCAACUGAUGAAGAACCUUUUGCACCAAAUAAUCCAAAAGGUUUUGUUGGUAAAGCUCUUGGACAACCUGGGUUUAAACGUUCUGUGCGCGUUGGGGAGACUGGAUUCAGAGAAGUUGCGGCCUACCUUCUUGACUAUGAGCAUUUUGCAAAUGUGCCUCCGACAGCCUUGGUGAAGAUCACUCACUCAAUCUUCAACGUGAAUGACUGGGUGAAUGGAAACAAGCCUCACAAGAAAAAGUCUGUUAGUAAAAUUGCUUCUUUCCAACAAUUCAUUCCACAUGAUUUUGAUGCCAGUGAUCAUGGGACUUCUAGCUUCCCAGUCGCUGCCGUUCAUCGUAUAGGUAUUUUAGAUAUUAGGAUUUUUAAUACGGAUAGACAUGCUGGGAACCUCUUAGUUCGGAAACUUGAUGGGAUUGGAAGUUUUGGUCAAGUGGAGCUGAUUCCUAUAGAUCAUGGUCUUUGUUUGCCUGAAACUUUGGAGGAUCCGUACUUUGAGUGGAUUCAUUGGCCUCAAGCAUCAAUCCCAUUUACAGAGGACGAACUUAAGUAUAUAGAAAAUCUUGAUCCGAUCAGAGACUGUGAGAUGCUUAGGAUGGAGCUCCCCAUGAUUCGUGAAGCUUGUCUUCGGGUUUUGGUACUGUGUACAAUUUUUCUGAAGGAAGCUGCUGCUUCUGGUCUCUCUCUUGCUGAAAUUGGUGAGAUGAUGAGCAGGGAGUUUCGUAGUGGAGAGGAGGAACCCAGUGAACUUGAGCUAGUAUGUCUUGAGGCUAGGCAGAUUAUAGCAGAAAGGGAGUUCUCUUCUCCCAUUUACGAUUGGGGCAAUGAGGAAUUCCAGUUUGACUUAGACUAUGAGGAUGGAGAAUUAGAUUUUAACUCAAGUAUGGCAGCGGAUCAGUGUUUGGGCUGGUCACAUUACCAGUUUGGACUUGGACGCAAUCCACUCUCGAAGUUGGAGGAAAGCAUUGAGGAGGAAGGAGGAGAAAGUGGAGGGGAAGAGCAAGGAGAAGCGACCACCUUUCCACCUUAUGAACCGAUCCCUCCUGUAUCAAAGCUUUCAAUGUCUCUCAAGAAUACCAUACUCGGUGAGAAGAGCCAGAAACACCACAAGUUCCAGGGCACAAAACCAGAAUAUGGAUAUAUUACCAACACAUCUGCGGGGCACAGGAGUGCAAAUGAGCAGUUUCCUCCCAGUGCCAGCUUUGUGAAGCUUGGUGAUAUGAACGAGGAAGAAUGGUCACUGUUUCUGGACAAAUUUCCAGAGCUGCUCCGCCCAGCAUUUGCUAAACGCAAAGCUGCGGCGGCUCUCGGGCCGAGGCAGAGACAGAGACUUGGCACUUCCUGCCAGUUUUGAGAUAUAUGAGGCUGAGGUUCCUCAAUGUGUUGCUGUGAUAGAGAGCAUUAUAGAUUAUAUAAUAGCAUUAGAAUUAUGGAAGUGAUCAUCGACGACUCAGUAUAUUAGGAUUGGCUUGCAUUAUGGGUUUUAAUCCUCAAAAUGGGGCUCCUGGUUGGAGCUCUAGUAAGAGGAACUUGCUGUAUAUAUUCUUCUCAUCAGCUAUGUGAGACCAGCUGAGUAGAAUUGUUUGUAUUCCUUGGUAUUUUCCCCCUACCCCUUCCCCUUUUGACUUGUGAAACUUGUUUGAUAAAUAAUUUGUAUGCGACUUAAAACCCUGAAAAAGGUGCAAUGUAAAUAGGGUACCCUAUGUUCCGUACCUGCUUUAAUUUUAUUCUUUCAGUUCAGCCA